AUGGCCAAGACCCCGAGCAAGAAGUCCGCCAAGGCCCCGAAGAAGACGGGCGAGAAGGGCAAGGCCAAGAAGGGCAAGCGCGUCGAGUCGUACUCGACGUACAUCUACAAGGUGCUCAAGCAGGUCCACCCCGAGACUGGUAUCUCCAAGCGUGGCAUGUCCAUCAUGAACUCGUUCAUCAACGACAUCUUCGAGCGCAUUGCGUCGGAAGCUGGCAAGCUCUCGCGCUACAACAAGAAGUCGACCUUGUCGUCGCGUGAGAUCCAGACCGCUGUCCGCCUCAUGCUCCCCGGCGAGCUCGCCAAGCACGCUGUCUCGGAGGGCACGAAGGCUGUGACCAAGUUCACGUCGUCGGCCUAAACUGCGCGACCUCUGCGCGAUGCGAUGCAUUGUGCAACUCUUCUUUUUCAUUUGGUGUUCAUCAACACCACCCUAUUUACAGGAAAUGUCAUCUCUUCUUUACACC
Messenger RNA from Saprolegnia parasitica CBS 223.65, 466 nucleotides. Its product is annotated as histone H2B. Gene Ontology annotation, biological process: nucleosome assembly. Gene Ontology annotation, molecular function: protein heterodimerization activity; DNA binding; structural constituent of chromatin. Gene Ontology annotation, cellular component: nucleosome. NCBI's taxonomy places the organism in Eukaryota, Oomycota, Saprolegniomycetes, Saprolegniales, Saprolegniaceae. The transcript has a single exon. The coding region runs from base 1 to 360 and encodes 119 amino acids. The record is from RefSeq and is a predicted model, not a curated record.